AUGACACUGCGAGGACAGCAUUUCAGUAUAGACGACUUUGACGCGCAGAAUUCACCCGAGGUUGCCAGUGCACCUCAAGUUUUCAAUCCAUUCAAUUUUGUCGCCGACGUCCAGGAACGCAAGCCAACAGCCGCACCUACGCCGCCGCAACCACCUGUCUUCAAGAACUCUCCAGGUGGCUUUCCUGCCCAUCGCAAGCGCAACGUCCAGUCUAAGUUCAAGAAGAGUAGACAACAAGAUGCAGAUCCUAUUGCGCCAACACCACAGCCCCAGAAUAACGUCCUAGACGAUGACGAUGACGAUUUCAUGACCACCGAGAGGCGGCGUAUAGAUGAGGAGAAUCGCCAAAGAAUCGCCGAGAUGUCGCCCGAAGAGAUCGAGGAAGAGCGAAGGGAACUUCUCUCAUCAUUGGAUCCUUCUCUGAUCCAACGCUUGCUGGGUCGCGCAACAAUCGAAGAAGGUGGAAGUAACGAGGACUUCCCUGGCCUGCAAGAGAGGGUAGAGGAAACGAAGCAGGAAGUCAAGGCACAACCGGAAGCGAUGAAGCCCCGCAAGACUGUCAAGUUUGCUGAGGUGGAAGAUGACUCAGUAGACGCAAAGGUUGGAAGUGGUGCUCGCAACGGAAGUGAGACACCUGCAAAACAACAGAAACAUGACAAUCCUGGUCAUGAGGCAGCAGCAGAAGUUGCUCUUCCAACAGACUCGACCAUCCACUUCCCGCGACCUCCUCAACCACCGUCACUCGACCCUUCAGACCCGAACUUCCUCGAAGACUUGCAUGAGAAGUACUUCCCGGAUUUGCCAGCUGAUCCAGAGAAGUUGGAAUGGAUGACUUCUUCGCCAUCAAAUGCAUAUUCCGCGACCCAGACGUCCCUCGACCCAAAAGACAUCCGUUUUGCCUUCACUGGUGCAUUGAUUCCUCCAAGUCUUGCAGCAGAGAUUCCGGUCACAUUGGGUCUGCAUCAUCAUGGCGAUGCUCCUGACGCUGCGGGUUAUACGAUACCAGAAUUGGCCAUGUUAGCUAGGUCCAGUGUGCCUGCUCAACGAUGUGUCGCUUUCCAGACGCUAGGUCGCGUUCUGUACAGACUUGGCAAAGGCGAAUUUGGUGAUCCAGGAGAGGAGGGUCAAGGCACGGUCGGAGCCAAAGACACGCUUGGAGAACUGGCAAGAGGAUUGUGGUUCGAAGUCAAGAAAGAGAGCGUACUCGAAAUCUGUCUGGCUGAGAGUGAGGGAAGAGGAGCUGCUGGAGGAAGGCAUAUGGGCGCAAAGUCUUAUGCCACGGAAGCUGUCUGGCUUUGGCAGCAGGGUGGUGGUCGCCGGUGGAAGGCCGAGUAG
Aureobasidium musti is the source of this 1335-nucleotide messenger RNA. NCBI's taxonomy places the organism in Eukaryota, Fungi, Ascomycota, Dothideomycetes, Dothideales, Saccotheciaceae. The record is from the annotation of a GenBank genome assembly.